Molecule: messenger RNA, 1757 nt
Organism: Cyprinodon variegatus (sheepshead minnow)
Lineage: Eukaryota; Metazoa; Chordata; Actinopteri; Cyprinodontiformes; Cyprinodontidae
Gene: uckl1
Product: uridine-cytidine kinase 1-like 1
Exons: 7
Coding region: 391-1311 (306 amino acids)
Cellular component (GO): cytoplasm
Molecular function (GO): ATP binding; kinase activity
Source: RefSeq, a predicted model, not a curated record
AUUAAUACAAACUAAUGAACACAAUCUGGAAAGGGGGUAGGUGAUCCUCUUAGAUUUGCUGGCUGAACAGCCAAAGGGGAGGAGCAGGGAAAGAGGAGGGAAAAGCUGUGCUUUACUUUCACACUGUCGUGCUCUCCUACAGCCAAGCUCUGGACUCCUCAUCUGUUCAAAGAACUGGAGAAUCUGAAAGCUAAACACAUGCUUUAAGUUUCGUUUCUUGCCCAAGUUGAUUUCCCCUCAUAUCUCUAAUUCCUUAGAUUCUCUGGCUGUUUUUUAACAAGGGGCGUGGUGUUUAAACCUGUUAUUGUGCUCCGAUGUAUUAAAAUUAUUACCUGUUGGCCGUAGUGUUGAACUGACACACAAAGCAAAUCUGAAAUACUUCCUACCAUCAUGAACACAAUACCAGCUUACUCAGGAGCUAGAAUAUCAGGCUGUUGGACUCUUAGAUCCGAUGGCAGUGGAGGCAGUGAGGGAUCGCUGGACAGACUGCUUCCCUCUGUCGGCAUGGGCCUUUCUCCCAGGAAGAGGACCACCAGUCAGUGUAAAUCGGAGCCUCCGCUGCUGCGCACCUCCAAACGAACCAUCUACACAGCUGGUCGCCCACCGUGGUACAACGAGCAUGGGACACAGUCCAAAGAGGCCUUUGUCAUUGGUCUUUGUGGAGGCAGCGCGUCAGGAAAGACGACAGUCGCCAGAAAAAUCAUCGAAGCUUUAGAUGUUCCCUGGGUUGUUUUACUCUCAAUGGACUCCUUUUAUAAGGUCCUGUCCCCUGAAGAGCAGCUGCUGGCAGCCAGCAAUGAUUAUAACUUUGACCAUCCAGACGCCUUCGACUUUGAUUUGCUGACGCACACCCUGCGCAAACUCAAACAGGGCAAGAGUGUGAAAAUCCCAGUCUAUGAUUUUGCCACUCAUGGGAGACAGAAGGAGUGGAAAACAGUUUAUGGAGCCAGUGUCAUCAUCUUUGAGGGAAUCAUGUCCUUUGCAGAUAAAGCUCUGCUGCAGCUGCUCGACAUGAAGAUCUUUGUGGAAACCGACUCUGACAUCCGCUUGGUCCGUCGGCUGAGGAGGGACAUCAUGGAAAGAGGCCGAGAUAUCGAGGGCGUCAUCAAACAGUACAACAAGUUUGUAAAGCCCGCUUUUGAGCAGUACAUAGAGCCCACCAUGCGCCUGGCUGAUCUGGUGGUGCCACGAGGUGGUGGCAACAUGGUGGCCAUUGACCUGAUUGUGCAGCAUGUUCACAGUCAGCUAGAGGAGGUAAGAGAGGUCAUAACUCAGAAUUUUACUGACCUAAACAAUCAGAUAUUCAAAUAGAUGUUAGUAUAGUCCAAUUUCCCUUCAUGCGUCCUUGUUUGUGUUGUUUUAUUACAGUACUGAUGCUUAACAAUCAUCUCUCUGUAGGCUUGUUUUUACUCAUACUCCUACCAUAUUUAACAAGCAAGUGUUGCCACUCCCUCUAGUGGAUGAUGGUUGUACUGCCUACAUUUUAAAUACUUUUUUUUUGGGAAGUGUCUUUGACUUCCCAAUUUAUUUUAUUUAUUUAUUUUUUAUUUCUAUUUAAAGUGCACUUAACAAAGAAGUGCGUAGUUUAAUUUUUUGAUUUUUGUGUUGAAAAAUCAUCGAUAAAACAUAGAUUAUAAGGCAUUCAAGAUGUUUUCCUGUCUGGUUUUGGUUAAUUUCAGAAAAAAAAACUAUAGCAGAAAUGGUUGUACUUUUGUACAAUUAAAAAAAAACUGCCCGGUUGCAUCAUGGGAUCUCAC